Molecule: messenger RNA, 1800 nt
Organism: Paramormyrops kingsleyae
Lineage: Eukaryota; Metazoa; Chordata; Actinopteri; Osteoglossiformes; Mormyridae
Source: RefSeq, a predicted model, not a curated record
GACCGGCUACAUCACAAGCUGAUUGGAUACAGCACAAACAGACCGGCUACAUCACAAGCUGAUUGGAUACAGCAACAGCAGACAGGGUACUUCACAAGCUGAUUGGAUACAGCAACAGCAGACAGGGAACUUCACAAGCUGAUUGGAUAGACACAGCUUUAUUCACUACCCCUUUGCCUGGCAGUGUGCUCAGUGCUCACCUGUGAAACACCUGGAGCUGACAUGGGCGGCUUGAUUAGCGACUAAACCCAGAUCCCGCCCAUCUAGGCUCCGGUGCACUUGGCAGCACCGGCCGACACUCUCAGCCCCGCACUGUAGCCUAAACACCUCACGGCUAACGGUUUGCGCCACACUCGUUACCCCACACAACCCGUAGUACUAUGCGCGGCUCAGUCUCCGAAGGGCCCACUUCCUGACCCUCUCCUUUUUUCCAUUCUCCACUCUUUUCAGCUUCUUUCAGCCGCCCCUUUACGUAUCUCUCUCUCUCAACCGUGCCCCUGCCCCAUUGAAUCGUUGCUGUUUACGUCGUGCACCGUUUCAAAUCUCUUACGCUGUCCUUUUGUGCCCCGGCCCGAAACUAUUCCAUAUUUUCCUCUUCGUCAUCUAGCCCUGCUGAAAGAUCCUUGGAAUUGCUGUCGGGUUUGUACGUGUUAAAUGAAAUCCUUUCUGGAAUCAGUCACCCGAUUCACCUAAAAGUACGUUUCUAGUCCUUAUUGUUUUCAGAUGUAUUCUUGUGCAUUCAGACAUCCGCUAAUAACCUUAGUAAUGGUGCAAGGACCUGCACAAAGACCUGCACUGGUGCAAAGACCUGCACUGUAUGAAACAUAGACUGUUGGACCUGCUCGUAGAUUCCUGCACAGUGGCUUUCAUAGAAUAAGCCUUCGUUCAUUCAGUUACAUCACUCGCCAUCGUCGUGGUACCUGUGCUUAUGUGGACAAUGGGAGCAGCAUAGGGUUGAGAUCAGGGGUACAGAGCUGAGUAGUGCAGCAUCACUGACACUGUGACCACUGUUGAACUACAACAGGGGGAUAUACAGGGGCGGGGCCACAGGGGCACUGACCCCAGCUGAAAGCUGAUGGGCCCCCUGAAUGCCCCCUCUCCUGUCACUCACCGACUCAAAGCCUAUCAUUGGAUAAUUAUAAGGUUGGCCCCUCUGUAUAAAUUAUGGCCCAUCUUGUGCUCCUCUCCGGAAAAAUACCCAGCAGCCCUGGAGAGAGUAUUAGCCAGUAACGGGACAGAAUCAAGGAGAUAAUUUUUCUGAUUGGCUGCUUCAAUUUAAAAAGUUUUCGAGGCUCUUAGAGGUUGUCCAAUUAUACAACUCAAGAUCAGAAGGGAAAAAGAUACAUAAAUAUGAAACUGCAUGAAUGUCACCCAAGUCGAAUAUCAUAACGGUGACACAGCGAGGCCGUCUGCGCAGAGACGUUCUGAGCAUGCUCCUCACGUGCGUUUGUCUGGCAGACAUCGACGAGUGCAGCAUCAACAACGGAAGCUGCGAGCACAGCUGCCUGAACACCCAGGGCAGCUACGAGUGCGUGUGUCUGCCCGGGAAGAGGCUGCACUGGAAUAAGAAAGACUGUGUCGAGGCGGUGAAGUGUCUCCCCAAUGGAAAGCCCACCCCCAAAGCCCAACUGAGCUGCAUCAAAACGGGAGGAGUAGAGACGUGCUCGCUCUCCUGCCCUUCCAACGCCCUCUUCGUUGCAGACUCCGAGAACAGCUACUCCCUCAGCUGCGGGGUCCCCGUGCAGCCUGGGAAAGCGCCGCAGAAGAGGAACACGACCUCUGCCAUACUGAGCUGUGCAG